AUGAACAUGCAGACAGACAAAGAGCUCUUCGACUUUCUGUCGAAUGCACCCAAGGAAUUUACCGAAAAUGAGAAGAUUAAGAAGUUUCAGCUGAAGAACGGGGACUUCAUACAUUGUGUAUUGUGGAACAUGCACUUCUAUAUUACAGGUACAGACAUUGUGAAAAUACUUGUGUGGCGAUUUCAAAAUGCAGGUCGGCAAAUCGUGUCGCUGAAAAAGUUUGAGGAAGGUGUUUUCAGUGACCUAAGAAAUCUCAAACCGGGUAUUGAUGCAACGUUAGAGGGUCCUCGUUCCGAUUUCCUCGAAUUUCUGUAUAAGAACGGAUGUAUACGCACCCAGAAAAAGCAAAAAGUGUUUUUCUGGUACUCGGUACCACACGAUGCACUCUUCUGCGAUGCGCUUGAAAGAGAUUUGAGGCGUGAGACCAACCUGUACGCGUAUUCUAAAUAUUACAACAAGCAGGCGUAUCCGCCCAUGCCCAACCAUUUUGCAAAGCAGUUCAACCCGUAUGUAGAGCAAAUGAACUGGCAGCACCAAAACUUUGCUAAUACACAUCCUGUUCCCCCUAAUGUCAAACCACACCCACCCAUUCAAAAACAGCCCCCCAGUAAUCCCCCACCACCGUUCUCUGAUAUAGAUUUUUCUCAAUGGGAAGAAAAAUACUUCGAUAGCCAGGUGCAAAUGCCGGAUUUCAGUGAAGAGAAAACGGAUGAAUUUGUUGAACCUGAUCUUAUAAUCCCUAAUAAGAAAGGAAAGACCGAAAAAUAACUUAAAGGGGAAUUAAACAGUUUUUGGAAAA
Molecule: messenger RNA, 799 nt
Organism: Vavraia culicis subsp. floridensis
Lineage: Eukaryota; Fungi; Microsporidia; Pleistophoridae
Exons: 1
Coding region: 1-768 (255 amino acids)
Biological process (GO): regulation of DNA-templated transcription; sexual reproduction; regulation of pseudohyphal growth
Cellular component (GO): nucleus; Ste12p-Dig1p-Dig2p complex; Tec1p-Ste12p-Dig1p complex
Molecular function (GO): DNA-binding transcription factor activity
Source: RefSeq, a predicted model, not a curated record